Molecule: messenger RNA, 1185 nt
Organism: Coccidioides posadasii C735 delta SOWgp
Lineage: Eukaryota; Fungi; Ascomycota; Eurotiomycetes; Onygenales; Onygenaceae
Biological process (GO): fatty acid beta-oxidation
Cellular component (GO): mitochondrion
Source: RefSeq, a predicted model, not a curated record
AUGCCUCCUCGAGUACUCAUUUUUUCAGCUCCAUUGAGGCAAUUCCCCUUCCGUCAGGUGCGCGGCAACGCCACCCUCGGCACCAGCGCACACGGUGCCGUCAUCAAUGUCCAGCAGAUCCCCGCCCCCGGAGCUGGCCACAUCAGAGUACUGCUGUUGAACAGACCGGAAGCUCGCAAUGCGAUAUCAAAACAACUUCUUAGCAGUUUGGGGGCGCAUAUCGACUCCAUCAGCGCUGAGAGAGGCGUGGGUCCCACGCGAGCGCUGAUUGUUGCCAGUAACGUCGAUGCAUCGUUUUGCGCCGGGGCGGACUUGAAGGAGAGAGCGAAAUUCACGAGAGAAGAAACCGAUGCAUUCCUCGCUCAACUCCGACAAACCUUCGCAAACCUCGAGGCUCUCCAGAUUCCCACCAUCUCAGCCAUCUCCUCCAUGGCCCUGGGCGGUGGGCUCGAGCUCGCUUUGUCCACGCAUCUCCGUGUGUUCGGUUCAACUAGCAUCGUUGGUCUCCCGGAGACCCGACUCGCCAUCAUCCCCGGCGCAGGUGGCACGCAUCGCCUUCCUCGCCUCAUCGGCCAGAACCGUGCUCUAGACAUGAUCCUCACAGGCCGACGAGUCAGCGCACCAGAAGCCUACUUCAUCGGUCUUUGCAACCGGUUGGUGGAAAUUAGUCCGGAGGAGCAGGCUCAGGCGGGUGCAGCGAGGGAAAAAGUCCUUCACGAGAGUAUUAAACUCGCGUUGGACAUCUGUGAGGGAGGGCCGAUUGCGCUAAAGCAGGCUGUCAAGGCGGUUACGGGUUACGAAAGGGGGCAAGAAGGGGAGAACGAGGCGUAUCUGGGAGUUGUGGAUACCGAGGAUCGGUACGAGGCUUUGAAGGCAUUUGCUGAAAAGAGGAAACCAUGCUUUAAGGGCAGGUGAUGAGGUCGAGGGCCAAAACAAGAUCCAAGUUUCGAGAACCCCAGUCUCUUCGCACGGUAGGCAUGGUGCUUUCUCAGGCAAUUAUGCAUUCAAAAAUGUGCCUCAUGUACUCAAAAGGCGCUUGAAGAUUCUCUUUGGGUGGCAGUUUACGGUGCUAUCGCAUGAUACGUCUCCUGUGGCGACGCAACAGGCAAAAAGGAAUGAUGUAAUAUGUGAAACAGUCAUGAUGUUCGAGGCCGAGUGGCACUCCUAAGUGGCAGAAAUAGCAGC